AGAUUUGUAUGUUAUGCUUUAUGCUUGUAAAUCUACUGCAAUAUUCUGUUUUACUUCUGUGGUUAAAGUGAAGCAUUUUAAAGCUAGUUUCAUUUAAGGUUACUUAAACUGUGCUCCAAGAAAAAAAACACAGUUAACAGAAAUUGGUCCAAAUGGAUCCGAACCCAAUCAUUGGUGUUUGUCAACUGUCUGUAGGUAGUGAUAUUGAAAAAAACUUACAACAAGCCAAAGACUUAGUGAAGGAAUGUAAAGAGCUUGGAGCUGUGUUUGUAUUCCUUCCAGAGGCUUGUGAUUAUUUAUGUGAAGACCAGAAAGAAUCUAUUAAUAUGGCUCAUACACUCACAUCUAAAAUAUGCAUAGAGUAUUGCAAGCUUGCAGCGGAGCUAUCAGUGUGGAUUUCACUUGGUGGAAUUCAUAGGAAAUGUGAAGGAGAUCCUGAAAAUAAAAUCCGAAAUUCCCACAUUGUUAUCAAUGACGUCGGUGAAGUUAUAAACGUGUAUGAUAAAUGUCAUUUAUUCAAUGUAGAUAUCCCGAACCAGGUUAAACUGCAGAAAACAGACUUUGUGCUGCCAGGAGAACAUAUAGGUAAACCUAUAGAGACCCCUAUAGGGAAUAUUGGAGCAUUAGUUUGUUAUGAUAUAAGAUUUCCACAAAUUUCAACUGAAUUGCGCAAACGUGGGGCUGAAAUAUUAACUUACCCAUCUGCCUUUACUGUCCCAACUGGUUCAGCACAUUGGGAAGUCUUAUUGCGUGCACGAGCCAUUGAAAACCAAUGUUAUGUCAUUGCUGCAGCCCAAACAGGCACCCACAACUCUACCCGUAAAUCCUAUGGCCACAGUAUGGUAGUUGAUCCUUGGGGUACUGUGGUGGCUUGUGCUGCUGACAAAGUUGGGGCAAUAACAGCAAAACUUGACUUGAAUCAUCUUCGUAAAUUAAGGAAAGAAAUGCCAGUAUUUCAGCAUACCCGGAACGAUUUGUAUUAAAACAUGAUAAAUAAGGAAAUUUUAUCAUUUUAUCAAUAUUAAGCUUCCCUUUGUGCAACUAUUUUAUUCCGUAUUUUUUAAACUUUUACAAAUUUCCAAAAAUUUGUAAAAGCUUUGGCAUGUGUUGUAUUAAACUAUAAAAACUUGUUUUAUAAUUUAGUUGUCUGGUGAGGCCUAAAGUUAAACCAUAUCUAAUAUUUAAAACCAUUUAAUUGUUUUUUAAUGAUGUUAUUCCUAUGCAAUAUAACUGAUUACAAAUGUGCUAAUUAAUUAUAUAAAUAAUUUCCCA
Ciona intestinalis (vase tunicate) is the source of this 1272-nucleotide messenger RNA. RefSeq names its product deaminated glutathione amidase-like. Gene Ontology annotation, molecular function: hydrolase activity, acting on carbon-nitrogen (but not peptide) bonds, in linear amides. NCBI's taxonomy places the organism in Eukaryota, Metazoa, Chordata, Ascidiacea, Phlebobranchia, Cionidae. The record is from RefSeq and is a predicted model, not a curated record.